AUGGCUAAGCUCAUCGUCCCCCAACUCCUGUCGGCUUCGUGCUUCCUGACAGCCUUCAUCCUGAUGAUCGUGGCUGUCAUUGCGGGCGUCAAGCCUGGAUUUCUGGAGGACUACGAGCUCCUACUGAUCAACACCUCCGCCUUGGGCAAAAACAUCUCCAUCGACGCAGUGCCUAACACAUUGUUGCCCACUCGAACCACAGCGAUCGACUGUUCCAAUGCAGGCGGUUUUCUCGGUCAAGCCUGCGACAGCGCCGCUUCAGCGGUUGCCAGCGCAUCCUCCGCCGUUGACAACGCUGCCGGCGACGCUGCGGACAAGGCCAGCGGCAUUGCCAACAGCGUUGCCAACAGCCUGGCCGACAAACUUCACAUCCCCGACUUUUACGCCUUCUACACGCUGAAAAUGUGUGAAGGGGAUUUCACCCCAAGUGGGGGUCGUAACUUCACCACCUGCCACUCCUACCGCCCCAACCAUGCCAAUACGAUCCCUGCGCUCCUCGACGCCACGCUCUCCUUGGAUCUCGGCCCUCUCGGCCGCAACAUCUCCCUCUCUGACAUCGGCAUCACGCAGUCCCUGAAGUCGGCUCUGGAGUACUCCAAUGCUGUCCUCCAAGGCGCCGCGGGCCUCAUCUUCCUCAGCAUCGCGGGCACCAUACUUGCCUUUGUCGUUUCCGUUUUAUGCCUCUUAGCGUACCAGGACAAUCAGCCCCGAUCGGUUGCACGGGUGGCGUUUUGGAUUCUCACGUUCGCAGGACCGACGGCAUUUCUCCUGGUGCUUGGCUGGCUGGUGGGCGUCAUUACCUCCCUGGUAGCCGAGCGGCGGGUGAAUGAUGCCGGGGCGGUUGUCGGCGUGAGCGCGGCCGUUGGGACGAAGUGGGUUACGUUGGUGGGAGCUGCGGUGGCCUUGAUGGUGGUCGUGAUGUUGCAUUGGGGUUGGAAACUGUGGCGAGCGAGGAAAGCGAAGCCUGGGAUGAAACUCAGGGAUCUUUGGAGGCUGAGGAAAUACUCCCGACUGGACGAGACCUCCCACCUAGUUUUCCGAGAUUCAAUCGGACCUAUGUGA
Molecule: messenger RNA, 1062 nt
Organism: Thermothielavioides terrestris NRRL 8126
Lineage: Eukaryota; Fungi; Ascomycota; Sordariomycetes; Sordariales; Chaetomiaceae
Exons: 3
Coding region: 1-1062 (353 amino acids)
Biological process (GO): fungal-type cell wall organization
Cellular component (GO): cell cortex of cell tip; plasma membrane
Source: RefSeq, a predicted model, not a curated record